Messenger RNA from Closterium sp. Naga37s-1, 3030 nucleotides. The record is from the annotation of a GenBank genome assembly. Lineage: Eukaryota; Viridiplantae; Streptophyta; Zygnematophyceae; Desmidiales; Closteriaceae.
AUGCCCCCGCCCCUACUCCGUUCCUCAGCCCUCGCCCACAAUCGCCUGCUGCAGCUGCCGGUGCUGCGACUGGCUGUUACCCAGGCUCUGGGGUGGCUAGUGAGCAACUAUUGGACCAGGCAGGCGGCCAUGCGAGCAGCAGGCAGCGAGGAUGGAGAGGAGAGGGCAACCCACCUCGCCCUAUCACUCUUCCCCUUCGUCUGUUUUCUUGCCUCAUUCCCUUGUCCCCAUCCAGGCUCUCGGGUGGCUAGUGAGCAUCUACAGGCCCUGGGGUGGCUAGUGAGCAACUACUGGAGCAGGCAAGCAGCCAUGUUAGCAGCAGGCAGCGAGGAUGCGGAGGGGAAGUUCUCCUCCUUCAGACGACUCACUGUUACCACCGCCACUGCUGCCCGUGUCAAUGCCAACGCCAAUGCUAAGCGCAAGUUUCCUGCCAGCCCCAAACCUGCUGCUGCCGGUGAUGCUGCUGCUGCUGGUGGUGGUGUUGAUGCUGGUGCUGCUGCUGAUCCUGCCGCCGCAACGGCGGCUGCUGCCGCUGAUUCUGCCAACGCCGCUGCUGCUGCUGAUUCCGCCGCUGCGGCUGCUGCUGCUGACUCUGCCGCUGCGGCUGCUGCUGCAACGUUGGCGUUCGCAGCAGCGUCUGAGCCUGAUGAUUCGAUUCUGGUGGGGAAGCACAUGCAGCACCCAGCCAGGCAGAGGAAGGCGCAGUUGAGAGAGUUGCGGAGGUGUGCAGAGCGGUCUAUGGGCGAUUUUGCUGCUCUGCUGCUGAGGCAGCUGAGGAGAGUCGUGAAUGCUGCUUAUAACGCGGAUAAGGGCUGUCAGGGCGGUGUGGGUGAGGAAAGGGGGGCGCUAACGGGGUUGGGGGGAGGGGGAGGAGGGGGAGGGGGUGGGGGGGAAAGAGGAGAAGAUUUGGAAGGGUUAGAAGAGGCGGUUUGGGAGGUGUUGGAUCAUAUAAGAGGGUUACCAGCUGCGUUACUGUCGCAUAUAGUGAGUGAGCUUAUAGCGGUGGUUGUGAGGGGCGGGAGCAGGGGGGUGGGUGGUGAGGGGAAUGAGGUGUGGAGAGGUGGUGAGGGGGUGUGUGAAGGGAUGGGUGGAGAGGGUGGGCAGGGGCGGUUGGAAGAAGGGGACUGGAGGGAUGAGGAGGAGUGGAGGGAGAUUAUGCAGUGUUUGGAGUGGUUGCUAAUGGAAGGGGAGUUGGAAGAGGAAGAAGGGGAGGAGGGGGACGGGGAUGGGAAGAAGGGAGGGAUGGAAAAGGCAGUGCAAAAAGUGGUGGUGAGGAGACAGUGGGAAGGGCCGGGAGGGAAGGAGGGGGAGAAGGAAGAGGGGGAGGAGGAAGAGGAGGAGGAGGAAGAAGGGGAAGCGGAAGGGGAAGGGGAAGGGGAGAAGAAAGGACAUGGGCAUGGGGAUAGGAUGGAAUGGAUUGGUCAAGAGGAGGAUGGAUUAGGUCGGGAGACGCCUGAAAAUGGUGGUGAGGAGAAAGAAGAAGAGGAGAAAGAGGAGGAGAAAGCGGAAGAGGAGGAUGUUGAGGAGGAGGAGGAAGAGGAAGAAGAUGAGGAGGAAGAGGAAGAAGAUGAGGAGGAAGAGGAGGAAGGUUGGGAGGGGGAAGAGGACGAUAUGGAUUUCGAUCUGGGAGGCACAGACACACCAGCACACGGCACCCCAUCGCAUGGCUCGUCUCGAGCUCACGGCACCCCAUCACAUGGCUCGUCUCGAGCUUCUCGAGCUCACGACACCCCAUCGCACGGCAAGUGGUUCCCUCUGCCUCUCCUCGCCCGCUGCGCCACGCGCUGCCUGCACGCCCUCCCGUCCUGUCCCCGCCUGCCACAUGUGCUUGCUGAUGUGUCACUUGCGCUCGCUGACCGGAUGAUCCCGAGGGAAGGGGAGGAGGGGAACGAGGAGAGGGAAGGGGGGGAGUGGGAGGGGAAGGGGGAAGGGAAGGGUGGAGGUGGAGGAGGUGGGUCUGAGGCAGGUAGAUUUGGUGGAGGCAGGAGCAAAGGAGGGGGCGAGGGGACGAAUAGGAGCAAAGGGAGAGGGGCGGCGAUGAGCUGGCGAAUUCGGCAGCUAGUGAGGCACGGGCUGGUGGAGUGGUGGGAGGAGAGAGGGGCAGCAGGUCUUGCUGGCUCUGCUGGUUACCCUGCUCUUGCGUCUGGUGUGGUUGCAUCCAUUGGUGCGGUUACACCCGGUGCUGUGGUAACAUGCGGUGGUGGUGUGGUAACCACACCAGGUGCGUUUCCCGCUGCCUGGUUGGCCCAUUCGCAGCGGUUGAGAGAGAUUCUGGUGGCGAGCGGUGACGAGCUUAUGGCGAGCGGUGCUCUAGAGGGGGUUUGGUUGACUGACAGUGCACCGGAAAUGUGGGGUGAGCAAGGCUUGGGGCUUGAAGGAGGGCCUCGGAGUGCAGAACAGGGUUUUGAGACAGCUGAAAAAUCAGGGAUCCAGAAUGCAAAACGGGGAGGGGAAGUGGCGGAGAGGCAGCGAGGGGGGCGGGGGAAGAGAAGGCGAAGAGGGAAGGGAGGGAGAGCAGGGGCAGAGGCUAGGGAGGGUGAGGGAGGAGAGAGGGGGACAGAUGGGGAAGCGGGAGGAGGAAUAACAGGAGGAGGUGAAGGAAGGGGAGAAGGGGGAAGAGAAGAAGAGAGUGAGGAGGAGGGGGCAGAAGUGGAGGAGGUAGAAGGGACGAGUUUCGAGGAAGGGACUGAGAAGCUUCUGAGGGAGAUGGAGCGGGAGCUUAGCACGAUUGAGCAAGUGGUUCGGGCGAGUACCAGCACGGGGAGAGGAGGAGUUGUGGUUGCGAGGAAGGGAAGGGCUGAUAGCGGGUCGGACAAUAAGGGGGAUGGUAAAAAGAGACGGAAAGGAGGCAUGGGAGAGAGGAUAGACACUGUGAAUGGGAAGAGGAAAGGAGAGAGGGGGAAAGGGGAGGGGGGGAAGAGGCAAAAGGGAGGUGGAACGGGAGGGGCAGGUGGGAAAAGGAGGAAUGUUGCUGAGGGGCAGGUGCAGCUAACUGGGUGCCCUGUGCUGUGGGGACCAUGCCGUCCCUAG